GUCAACUUAACAAAAUAAAUGCAAUUUGGAAGAAUGUUCAAGACGACCUCCUGUAUUCUGUGUCUCCAUCUAUCUAGAGCAAGGAUCCAAUGUUACUUGAAGAAAUGAUUCAUCUUCUCUGCUUGGUUGUUGCUUCCUUUGGUAAUCUUCUCAACAUCGAUGCAGACCUCUGUAUACAAUUAGAAAAUCUAUGGCUCUUUCUCAACAAAUUCAAGCACCCAAUCCCCUUAACAGUGAAAGCCUUUCAAGUAUAUUGCAUAAAAAGUCUCUAAAUUUGUAUUUCAAAUGGAUAGCCUUGCAUCUUGCAUCUAUGUAAAAGAAGAAACAGCUGGGAUGAAUAAACCUCCACCCAGAAAGUGCACCAAAAUUAGGUAGCCGAUUGUCAUAGGUCACAAUGGUAGAGAGACUCUGCUAUACUGACAGUGGAAUACUCAAGCUUUAAGAAGAUAAGAUAAGAGAGACAAUUAAAUCAAAGUUGUAUUCAUAUAUAAUUUAUAUAUAUAUAGCAAGAGUGCAGACAAAAUAAUUGCAGCCAAUGCACCUCAAGAUAAGUUCAAAUUACAAUGCGUGAAAUCUAUACGAUAAAGACCAAACCAAACUUUUUAAAACCAGGUCUGGUAGUAUCAUAUCUCAUCAUUAACAAAUAAAAAAAAAAGCUGAAAUAUAAUACCAUACAUUUGCACAAAAUUAGUUCUCCAGUUUCCCAUUGCAAACCCUUCUCCUAAUACUUGCCAUGCUCCCAAAGCAGACUUCUCCACAGAAUUAUCUUCAAGCCCCCCAAGCAUGUCUCUAAAGUAUUCAUUGUUGAAAUGACGAUUUUGAAGGAAGGAUCGAAAGAUGAUGGAGGAGCAAGCCUUGUUUAUUCUAUAAGCGGAGACAGCUGAACCUUUCAACAGCUUUCUAUGUAUUUGUCGAAUUUUCUAGCCUUAUGACUCUCUCUUAUCCGAGUAUUAGGAGUACUGAAAGAGGCGCUUUGGGUUCAUAUAAAUUAAUUAGGUUAUGCAUCUCAAAUUUCACUGACAAACUUCAAGUAUAUAUUAAUGGAGGAAGACUUCUUGAAGCCAUUUGUUUUUGGUAAAUGAGAGGACAAUCGUGAGCUGGAGGUUUUCAAGCAAAGCAGUUAUUCAUUCCCUUUCGUUUUGCCAUUAUAUACUAUAUAUAUAGAUGCGCCCAGUUUAAGAAAAAGAGUGCAGAUGUAUGUGAGCAAAGGAGGAGGCCACUGCUUUUGAUGCCCCUGUUUAAGAGGAACUAUCUUGCAAAGCAAAGCUGUGAUAAUCAUAAGGAAGGACGCAAGGAUGCAAAGGAAUCAUCAGAGACAGAAGAAAAUGUGGAAGAGCAGCAGCUGUUUAUAAAGGAUUCUGCUGCUGCUGCUGAUGAUGAUCAUCAUGAUAUAGAAAACCCACACGUUCCUUUGCUUACCUCAUUGAGAAAGAAACUUGACCUGUCUCCUCUCUCUACUCACUACUCCAUCUAUAAAGUCCCUCGGCGUCUCCUUGUCAAAAACCCAUCUGCCUACGCUCCGAGCAUUGUCUCCAUAGGCCCGAUGCACCACAGAAGAAAGGACCUAGAAGCCAUGGAAGAAUACAAGCAGAGGUUCUUCGCAGGUUUCCUUCAAAGGGCUCAGCUCAGUUUGGAGGAGUACGUUGUGUUCGUCAAGGAAAGAGAAGAGAAAUUGCGGAGUUACUACGCGGACGCUAUCCAGCUCGAGAGCGAUAAGCUCGUGGAGAUUGUGAUGGUCGAUGCAGCAUUUAUAGUCCUGCUCUUGGUGAUCGUCGCAGAAGAAAAGAUGCCAGAAUGUUGCAGGAUCUUUAAUAGGCCCUACUAUAUAUCAAACAUUAUGAAUGAUAUGUUCUUACUAGAAAACCAGCUCCCGUUGUUCAUUAUCGAAGAUCUUUUUGCUAAAAUCAAAAUCGAAAUCAACCCUUCUGCGGAGGAAGAAGCAGAUGAACGGGAAAUGGGACAAGAAGACGAGGAAGAAACGAAAGGAGGAGGAGGAGGAGGAGGAAAAGGAGGAGGAGAUUUUCUUUUCAUAGAACUCGUGUGCCAGUUCGUCAACUUAAGAGGGGAUAUCGGGACUAAAGGAUAUGAUCCAAUAAAGGUUAAAAACCGCAAGAUAGAGCACUUUCUGGACUGCCUCUGGGUUUGUCACCUAUCAUCCAAGAAGGAUUCACCAGUAAACAAGGAACUACAAAUUCCCUCACGCAUCCCUACUGCCACUGAACUGCAUCAAGCUGGAGUAAGAUUUGCAAAACACUCGAGUACCCAUCUCCUCGAUAUCGAGUUCAAAGACGGGGUGCUAUCAAUCCCACACAUGUUCAUGGGUGACUACACCGAAACUAUUUACAGAAACCUGCUCGCUUUUGAGCAGUGCCAUUACCUUGAUGACUCUCCGUUUACAGCUUAUUUCUGUUUCAUGGAUCAGCUCAUCGACAGCCCCAAGGACAUAGACCUGCUGGUCGAGUGCGGGAUUAUUGAGAAUACCCUCGGUGACAGUCUGCAGGCAGCGAACAUUUUUAACAGCUUGGCACAGGGUCUUCUUAUGUCAGGUACAUCUCAUUACGCUCAUCUCCGCGAACAGCUGCUGACAUACUACAAAGUGCCAUGGCACAAGUGGAAAGCGGCGCUGAGGCAAGACUACUUCAACACUCCGUGGGCGGGCAUUUCCGUGAUCGCGGCUGUGAUCCUUCUUGUGCUCACUGUUGUACAGACAGUAUUUUCUGUUAUCUCUUAAGUUUGCUUCGAAAUUAAUAUCAUCAAUGACAAUUUGAAUCCUUCGUCAAA
Punica granatum (pomegranate) is the source of this 2781-nucleotide messenger RNA. Lineage: Eukaryota; Viridiplantae; Streptophyta; Magnoliopsida; Myrtales; Lythraceae. The record is from RefSeq and is a predicted model, not a curated record.